Messenger RNA from Trypanosoma rangeli, 1428 nucleotides. RefSeq names its product retrotransposon hot spot (RHS) protein. Bases 1 to 1428 code for a protein of 475 amino acids. The record is from RefSeq and is a predicted model, not a curated record. The transcript has a single exon. NCBI's taxonomy places the organism in Eukaryota, Euglenozoa, Kinetoplastea, Trypanosomatida, Trypanosomatidae.
AUGGGAUUUCCUGAGGACGAAGAUGAAUACAUGGUGAUGAUAGAGGGCCAACGGCCGCAAGAGUUAUUGUGGGAGUACACGCAGACUGUGCGUACUUUUUUCUCAGUGGGUGGUGAUGAGCAAUUCUUUCCACCACGCCCACGACUCAUGAUCCUUUCCUCUGAACAGCGAUGGCCGUACUCGCUGGAGCAUGCAGUGCCUAUUACCGACUGCUACAUUAACAUUGAGGUGCAUCGGGUGUGGAAGAUCGUCGGGGGCGAUCUAAAAGGAGUGUUUCUCCCUCCAGAGAGAGGCCCACCAUGCAUGAGACGCCGUCUUUUGAUUGGAACCCCCAGGGUAGGGAAGUCAAUGGCGGCUGACUCCUACCUCCUUUACCAGCUGCUGCACCACGACGCCACGAAGCUCCAUGUGGUUGUGUUCUGCUUUGGAAGGGAUUUUGCAUACUUGUUUGACAGGAGGGCACGAACGGUGACAGAAUAUGAGGGUGGGUGUAAUAUUGGAAGGGCUAUGAUAAAUUUGGCUAGGAGUGGAAUGAAGGGGUAUAUUAUCAUCGAUAUGGCAAGACAUUUUAACGAACCAUCGAAUGAUUUUGUGCCCUCCCCUGAGUGGGGCAUCAUUAUGUUGUCAUCCCCGAACGAAGAUAACUUCAAACAAUGGGCGGAGCAGGCGGGUGCUAUCAAAAUAAUCAUGAAUUGCCCCGAUAAAAACGACGUGAAGGCGAUGUGUGCGUGGGAGACACCCAAUACGACUGAAGAGGAGCAAGCGGAGUAUUGGAGAAGGAUGCACAUGCGCAUGGAUGAUGUCGGACCGAUUUCACGAUGCAUCUUUAAUGACGAUAAUUAUAAGGACCGCGUGGAGGAAAUCAAGGACAUCCUGGCAGGUAUCGACGCCUCAAAUGCUGUACAUUAUGGGAUGAUUGGGGGCAUGGGAAUGCGGCCCUCGAAUGACGCACCUCACAAACUUGUGAAAGUUGUCAGAGCAAUAAGACAACGCGGUCUUGAGGCGUUUGUUAACAUGCCGGUCUGUUUUUCCAUUGGAAGCAAAUUAAUUGGAAGGUUGCUCGAGGUGGAUGAGGAGAAUGGCAUUAUUUUUCGACUAUGUAAGCACUGCGAAGUGUUAAUUCCGGAACUUUUGGAGCAGCAUACUCUGCACGCAUUCCUGCGUAGAGGCUUUGUGGAAAAUAUAAUGCCGGGCCUCAACGGGUUGCCUCCACCAGGACGUCGUCGGCGACAGAGAUGUAUGCUGCAAUCGAACCCCGAAAAGCAUCCAAGCAUAUCCGUUGCAUUGAUAACGCUGGGCCACACUCCUCUGAUGUUGGAUGUACAAUACAAGGUGCUAUACCUACCGGAGAGCAGUAAUUUUCCGCUUGUGGACGGCUUUUUCUUCGUUGGUGCACCGCGGAGGACGAUGGUUGGGGUGCAGGUGUGA